Messenger RNA from Suillus subalutaceus, 1340 nucleotides. RefSeq lists its product as uncharacterized. The record is from RefSeq and is a predicted model, not a curated record. The transcript is spliced from 2 exons. Bases 209 to 1291 code for a protein of 360 amino acids. NCBI's taxonomy places the organism in Eukaryota, Fungi, Basidiomycota, Agaricomycetes, Boletales, Suillaceae.
GUUUUUACUCCACCCUUCAGCGCUUUUUUUGUCUUUUUCUCUUUUGAUUGCCCUGGUACUACUCGUUUUCUUCCUCCCACUAGCCUAGGGAUUCUGAGUAUCUGCUUUGGAUGCAGGGCGGUACUUGUGCUGAUCUUUGUCGAUUUAGUGUAUUCGUGCAUAACAACUCGCGCGCUAUCAACCUCUCGACAUCGACUCUGCAGUAAAUAUGUCAAACGGAGAAUAUCAUCCGGGUUCUUCUACUGCAGGAACCUCUUCUAGUACUACUUCCCUUUACACCUCCGUCACCACCAGUACCACCGACCCCUCUUAUCUACCCUCUUCCUCCGGCACUCCUUAUCCACCCUCCUCCUUCUCCUUCUCCUCCUCCUCCUCCUCCUCGUCUUCUGCAAGCACCGGCACCGGCACCGACACCAGCACAACUCCAUUGACCAUAUCAUCUACUACUACACCGACACUACCCCAAUCUUCCGUUGAGUCAACCGCAUCAUCAUCUUCAGCAGCUGCGGCUGCAUCAACACCAUCGGGAAAUACGAGCAACACCUUAACAACUUCCUCCGCCUCAACUAUCAACGUUGGCGCCGUAGCAGGCGGCGUCAUCGGUGGAGUCGUCUUCCUAAUAUUGCUCAUACUCGGCCUCAUCCUCUGCCGUCGCGCCCGACUCAAAAAACACGUCGCGCCCUCCUCCCAAUUCGCAGAAACCAUCAAACGCGGAGAGCUACCUGUCCUCCGCCUAGAUUCCGGCGUAGAAAUCGUCCCCUCACCCACGCAUUAUCAUGUUCCCCUACCACUACGACAAGAUUCGUAUUACACGAGUCCUGCCAUGUCGGAUAUGAAGCUCCCAGAUGGGAUAGGAGGGUCAGAGGAGCAAUCUGAGCGUCACAGUUUAGAAAAGCCGCUGCAGCCUCUUCGGCGCCCUGGCUACCAGGGUUCGAAUGAAUCCGUGACAAUGGGCAAUACAGCGCGCAGGGUAUCAAGUAUUGGCAGCUCACAAGAGUUCUGGUCCCGCGACACAGGCAAAUUCGACAUUCGGAAAGACUAUUUAAGAUCCACAUCUCCACUUCUUAUCGAAACCAGCUACGCACCCAUGAUGCAAAAUACAUAUCCUAUGCAGCCUUCUCGCGCAGUAGAUACUUUACAGGACGCGUAUGCUGAUCUGUGGAAGCUCUCCGUUGCCCCGAUGACGCGCACACGGCCGAUUUCUGUGCGGAACGGUGCGGAUACACAACCUUUACCUCCGUUGAGACCUCUACGACGUAGUGUGGACGUUGGGAGUGGCAGGAAGCUUUAAUUUUUAUUAUUAUUAUUCAUGUAUGUUUACUGAACUUUUGUGUUCGAGU